UCCGCCAGCUCCGGUCAACUGGUACUUACUGUUACCGGCCGACAGGCGUCACUUUUGCCAGUGCGUAAUGUUCGCCUGCCACAGGAAUCCAACUCUCAUUCCCGACUCGGUAUUGAGUUGGGCAGUGUCUGCUUCUUUCCGGCUCAGAAGGUUUAUGAAUUAUCAGAGCGCAGUCGUAAGGCUCGCCAGCGCCUAGAAGUAAACCGCAUUAUAUCAGGAUUUGAGGAUCCCAAUCAAGAAAGGUCAACGACACGUUCAGAUAGGAUCCAAAAGGACAUCGACGUUGUGACAUCAGCACCAUCCGACAUUGGCGCGGCCGGCUUACUCCAUACCUUCUUUUCGCCUGGCCUUACCCUGGAACACUGA
Messenger RNA from Protopolystoma xenopodis, 366 nucleotides. NCBI's taxonomy places the organism in Eukaryota, Metazoa, Platyhelminthes, Monogenea, Polystomatidea, Polystomatidae. The record is from the annotation of a GenBank genome assembly.